Cutaneotrichosporon oleaginosum is the source of this 880-nucleotide messenger RNA. RefSeq lists its product as uncharacterized. Lineage: Eukaryota; Fungi; Basidiomycota; Tremellomycetes; Trichosporonales; Trichosporonaceae. Gene Ontology annotation, molecular function: oxidoreductase activity. The record is from RefSeq and is a predicted model, not a curated record.
UGCCCGCCCAUGAAUCAUGUCUACUUCUCUCGCUGGCAAAAUUGCCAUUGUGACGGUAUGUCUUGUACGGCGGCGCCGCUGACGACAGGGGGGCGCAUCGGGCAUCGGGCUGGGAAUCGUGCGCGCGUUCCUUGAGGCGGGCGUCGAAGGCCUCACAGUUGUGGACCGGACACAGACGGCGCUGGACGCUCUCAAAAACGACCUUGGCGUUGGGGAGCGCCUGCUUACUGUUUGCGGGGACGUGGUAGAGGAGGCGACUGCACAGGCGUACACGGCGGCGACAGUGCAGAAGUGGGGUCGCGUCGAUGUCGUCGUACUCAACGCGGGAGUUGAGGGUACGUGGCACAUGCUGCACGAGACGCCGCUGGAAGAGUAUGACCGGGUGAUGGACGUGAAUGCGCGUGGAGGUGGGUUUUUGAGAGAUGCGCGCUCACGCAGUCUUCAUCGGGCUCAAGCACGGCCUCAAAGCAUUCCUGGACUCACCGUCCAAGGGCAAGGGGUGCUCAGUCAUCAUCAUCUCUUCUGUCGCGGGUUUGCAGGGUGUGCCGCUUAUCAGCCCAUACACCGCGUCCAAGUUUGCCGUGCGUGGCCUCGCGGCCAUCGCGUCGCAGGAGUAUGGCAAGUUUGGGAUCCGCGUCAAUGCCAUAUGUCCGGGAUUUAUCGAAACGCCAUUUUCCAUGCAGCACCCGGAGCUCCUCGAUGCCAUGAAGGAGAAGGCGAGCUUGCAGCGACUCGGGAGCCCGAAGCACAUUGCCAACGCGGCGCUGUUCUUGGCGAGCGAUGCUGGUGACUUUUGCACCGGCACGACGCUCAAGGUGGACGGCGGGAUCUCGAAUUGGUACUGAGUUAGAGACAGAUGAUGCACUCAGCGUGCCAUGGC